AUGGACCUCCGAAAACAGUGUCAGAUGAAAAAGGUUAAUUAUAAAAACGAUGAUACCAAUGAAAUUGAGGGCAAUGUUUCUUCAAAGGAACAUAGCAGUGGAAAUACUCAACGCAGUCGCUCCAACAGCUCCUCUUCCUCGAGCUCUUCCAAUAGCAGUACAAGUUCUUCAUCAUCUACUUCAUUCAUUGAAGAUAGUGAUGAUUCCGUCAAGGAUCCUCCCUACCAACCACCUGACAGUCAAGCCCCCGUGUCUCCAAUAAUGUUUGACUACUUUAGUGAAAAUGAUAAUGAACAAUUUAGACAGUUGCCGGUACAAUCAGAUUUAGUCAUAAGCAGUGAUGCUAAUCAUGUUCCAGAUCAAGAAAAUACAGAAAAUGCAAUAAAGAAGAGAGGAAAACGUAAAAGAGAUGAAAAUAACUGGCAAAAGAAUGUUAUGAAAAAACUAAGAAAUGAAGGAAAAUCCUAUGUGAGUACUUCUAAAAAAAUUGUACCAGCGCGUAAAAUUAAAAAUGCCUGUUUUGAAAAAUGCAAAUUGAAGUGCAGCACAAUGUUUACUGAAGCUGAAAGAAUGUCUAUAUUCGAUGAUUAUUGGUCGCUAGGCAGUAUUUUAAAACAGUGGAAUUAUAUUUCUAAUUGUAUAGAGGAUAUAAAACCUAAGUAUCGCUAUGUACGUGAAGGUGGCACCAGAGAAAAGCGCCGGUACAAUAGUGCAUUUUAUUUUAAUUUGCAUGAAGAAAAAAUAAGAGUGUGCAAAUUGUUUUUUAAAAAUACGCUUGGAAUCACAGAUCGACCUAUCCGAACAGUCUUAGAUAAAAAAAAUAAAUUUGCAGGGAAUCUUUUAGCAGACGAUAAUAGAGGGAAACACAAAAAUCACGCAAAAGUGGAUGAUACUAUCCGUAAAGCAAUAAAGGAACACAUUGAUUCUAUUCCCAGAAUGGAUUUCCAUUAUUGUAGAGCCACCUCUUCCAAAGAAUAUAUAGAUGGUGGUAGAUCAAUUGUCGAUAUCCAUAAAGAUUACAUAGAAAUCUGUAAGUCUAAAAACAUUCCAUAUGGGAAUUAUACUCUGUUCUACAGAAUUUUUACGGAAGAAUAUAAUAUUUCACUAUUCCAACCAAAAAAAGAUCGUUGUGAUUGUUGUGUUGCUUAUGAUAACUGUGAAGGCGAAGAAAAAGAAAAGAAGAAGCAAGAAUAUGAUACGCAUUUAAAAGAGAAAGACUUAUGCCGAGCAGAAAAAGUCAAGGAUAAGGAAAAUAAAGAUGCAGUUGUCGCUGUUUAUGACAUGCAAGCUGUGUUCCAAUGCCCCAAAGGGGAUAUCUCAUUAUUUUAUUAUGUAAGCAAGUUAAAUGUCUUUAACUUCACUAUAUACGAUCUUCAUUCUAAAGAUGUAGAAUGUUAUGUUUGGGAUGAAGCUACAGCCAACAGGGACGUUAAUGAUCUGGGCACCUGCCUAUUUAAAUAUUUACAAAAUCUGGCCCAAAACAACAGCACAGUGGAUGUAAUAUUUUAUACCGAUAACUGUGUGGGCCAGCAAAAAAAUAAAAUUAUGUUGUCUAUGUACAUGUUUGCUGUGCAACAUUACCCAAACAUAAAAACAAUUACUCACAAAUAUUUAAUUAAGGGACACACCCAAAACGAGGGUGACUCUGCGCAUUCCCUCAUUGAAAGACAGGUUAAAAAGCAAAUCAGAAGUGGUCCAAUGUACACCCCUGAGUCCUUUAUUAGUGCAAUCAAAGUUGCUAGAUCAAACCCUACACCUUUUCGGGUAAAUAUAAUGAACAAUGAUGAUUUUCUCGAUUGGAAAGAUGUCUGUUCUCAAAUGGGUGUAAACAUAACAAAGGAUGAAGAAGGAAACACUAUCAAAUUUGCAGACUUGAAAGUUGUGAAAAAAAAAUCUGUAGAUGUUGAAGUGAAAAAAGCGUAUGACGUAAAACCAGGAUUAAUUAAGAAGAAAAAAGACGGUUUGUUGGAGUUGAUCAGAAAACAUGCCAUUCCCAGAUAUUACGCUCCUUUUUAUAACUCUCUCUAA
This is a messenger RNA of Parnassius mnemosyne (clouded apollo), 2028 nucleotides long. Lineage: Eukaryota; Metazoa; Arthropoda; Insecta; Lepidoptera; Papilionidae. The record is from the annotation of a GenBank genome assembly.